GGUAUCGAUCCGCUCUGGCCCGCCCCAGGGAGCAUCGGAUCCACAGCACCACCACUUUGAGCUGAUCGCUCUUUCUCCCUGCAGCUUCGUCGAGCUCUCGAUCGCUUCUCCAUCAAUGUCCCAAGAAGCACUCGCUCCGGCGAGCGUCCCGCCAAAGGGCCCGACCAUCAACGACAAAGUUCCGGACGGCCAGGUCAAUCUGCGCUUCCUUCUCGUCAACGGCAACAAAACCGAUCUGCUCGUCCUGCCCACCGACACCUUUGAGGUCGUCCGCAAGCGGAUAUUCGAGCAGUGGCCAACAGACUGGAGCGACGGCCGACCGCUCGCACCCGAGAACCUGAAGAUCCUAUACCACGGCGCCUUUGUCCAGCCAACGAGCCCGGUCUCAUCGAUCAAUCCCCCACAAGGCCAGACAACAACGGUUCACCUGCUCGUCCGGAACGAAGCCCCGGCGGCCGAGAACAAGGAGGCACCCGCCGCAACCGGAGGCGACGGCGCUGUGCGAGAGCAGCGGAGCAGCGGGUGCAAGUGUAUCAUCUUGUAGCCCUCCAACACCGCCAAUCAUCAACUUGCUUCAACGACUCCCGCCUUUCUCGACCUUGCCGCAGAGCCAUCACGUUGCUGGACACCCAUCUCCCUCGAAAGCACUCUCCGCUCCUCGGUCUAAAGCAAAGAGCCGUCGACGGGCUUCGUAUUUGCAAUCGACACGACUGAGCAGGUUCAUUCGGAUGGAGAUGCCCAGACUCCCUCCAUAGCUGACCCAUCCGACGAAUCGACCCUCGACCCGCGCAGCUCCAAGCGACCGAGACCUCAAUAAGUCCCUGCAACGAUGACGGCAGAUAGACCGCUGCGGACCCAAUACAUCUCUUAUGCGAUACCAU
Messenger RNA from Polychytrium aggregatum, 881 nucleotides. RefSeq lists its product as uncharacterized. NCBI's taxonomy places the organism in Eukaryota, Fungi, Chytridiomycota, Chytridiomycetes, Polychytriales. The transcript has 4 exons. The coding region runs from base 116 to 544 and encodes 142 amino acids. The record is from RefSeq and is a predicted model, not a curated record.